AUGGAAGAAAAAAAUGUUGAAGUGAUUCCAAAGAAGACAAUCAAGAUUGAAUUAUAAAAAGUGCAUGACCCGAAUAAGUAUCUAAGAAAUAGAGUGGCAGAACUGAACAAAUUUUAGGACGACGAUGUCAUUAGUUCUAUUAAAUUAUUUUUAUCAGUGGGAAUUAAAUAAGCAUUCAAAAUAUUGGGGGCAACCUUCUACGACUAAACUUAUUCUCUUAACAACAUUGAUAAUCUAUCUUAUUAAGGAUCAAUAUUUAUGGGCACCGAAAGACAGUAGCUAACCAUGAUAUUUGACACUGGCUCAUCUUAUGGAUCAGCUUCUGUUGCUGGAAAGUACGCAUUUGAUACAGUGUCAUUAGACAGUAAUGGAAACGUGCAGGCUACUAACUAUAAGUUUAUGGCUGCAACAUCUGUGACAGGAUUUGGGGUUAUUUCAAGCAAAAUUUUCUCAUUUUAUCUAUCCUCUGACUCAUCUAGUAUAAGUUCUGUUGAAAUUGGAGGCUAUAAUCCUUUGAUGAUCAGAUCUGGUGAGAGUCUAGUUGACAUUCCACUAGUUAAGGAUUACUUUUGGAAAUCCUAUAUUGAGGGCUUUAGAUAUGGAGAGACCGAAAAAUCAGCUUCAAAUGAGAUUAGAGCCUAUUCUACUUCAUAAGUAGAGGCUAUUUUUGAUACUGGAACUUCACUGAUAUACCCACCUACUAAAAUUUAUGAAAAACUUUUAAGUAUAAUAACCUAAAACCACCCUGAACACUACGUUAAAAACGGUAUUCAUUAUGGAACUUGUGAUUUAAGCACCUACGAAAGUAUAUUCUUAUACAUUGAUAGCAAAUACUUUGAAAUAACUCCCAAAUCAUUUGUUUUUGACUACCUUCAUGAUUAGUCAAUUUGUGCUAUAGGAAUUGUUGACGGAGGUAAUUUUUGGCUUCUAGGAGAUGUGUUCCUUAGAGAAUACUACUCAAUUCAUGAUGACGAGGCUAAUCGCUUUAAACUGGCACCUCACGUCUACUCAUCUGCAAGAAUCAUUUAGUCUAUUAAACCUUAAAGCCUACUUUCAAUUGGUGAUAGUUCUGAUGCUACUCAGAUCUACAAAGUGAUUUUCGUAGUGGUACUUUGCAUCGUUUUACUGCUAGGUUAUGGAGCCUAUAUAAAAUUUCUAAAGCCACUAAUUGACAAAGAAACAUAUGCUAAAUUUAACUAAUUGGAACACAGUCUCAAUGAUAAGGCAAAAAGCCUAGUAAUAAGAAUAAAAGUAUGA
Messenger RNA from Stylonychia lemnae, 1257 nucleotides. NCBI's taxonomy places the organism in Eukaryota, Ciliophora, Spirotrichea, Sporadotrichida, Oxytrichidae. The record is from the annotation of a GenBank genome assembly.